UGGCAAGGCGGCCGUCGCGCCAGGAUGACGUCAUGACGGGGUUUGUUUACUGCUACGUGUUCGGGAAGUGCUAGAAGAUCCGCGGCCGCUGUGUGACGGGCUCCCGGGGAGGAGGAGGUGGAGGACCCGGCACCAUGAGCUGGUUCAACGCCUCACAGCUCUCCAGCUUCGCCAAGCAGGCGCUUUCCCAGGCCCAGAAAUCCAUAGACCGAGUGCUGGAUAUCAAGGAGGAUGAGACAGCCUGGGCAGGUUCCAUCAUCACCCCCUAUGAGGAGGGCAGUGCUUCCAUCAAGGGUAGCUGGGAAAAUUCCAACUGGGGAGGACAGUCUGAGGAGGAUCAAACCCAGGUCAUCUUGUCACCAACGGCCAUUACCAGUCCUGUCAGAAGAACUGUGGUGGACGAGUCUGAGAACUUCUUCAGUGCCUUCCUCUCGUCACAAGAGGUUAAAACUGUACCGGUUAGCUCUGUGGUUUCUAAGCCUCCCACCAAAUCACAAAGGCCCAAAGAAGAAGUAAAGCAAAACCCACCCGAGCCUACAAUCAAACCGAUGGAGGACGACCUGUCCAGGGAUGAGAAGGAGCAGCAGGAACAUCAAGACUUGAAAAUAAUAGAGACAUUGCCUUUGGAAGAACUGGAGGAGCCCACCGAGGAGAAACGUGACCUAGAAAAGACCAUUCAGGAGUCUACUGACUGUUCUGAGGAUCUGAAAGGACAUCUAGAAGCAAAGUCAGAAGAAGACACCAUUGCUUCUUCUCCAACGGUUCCACCAGAAAAUAAGGACAAUGGGCUGGACCUCAAGGACCAAAAGCUUGAGGAUCGUCAGACUAAUACCCCAUCGCCUCCCAUCAGCACUUUCUCCUCUGGCACAUCCACAACUAGUGACAUUGAAGUGCUAGACCACGAGAGUGUGAUAAGCGAGAGCUCGGUCAGCUCCAGGCAGGAGGUGGUGGACUCCAAGGGAAACCUCAGCCUGAUGCAGAACUCCUUUCAGCUCCUGUCGCCCUCUGCAGAAUACGGCCGCUUGGAUGAAUUUCCUAAGCUGACCGAAAGCUGCUCUUCCUCUGAUGCCUUUGAAAGGAUUGACUCCUUCAGCGUACAGUCCCUGGACAGUCGCAGCGUUAGCGAAAUAAACUCAGACGAUGAGCUGUCGGGCAGGGGCUGCACCUUGGUGGCCAUUGCUGUUGGCACUACCAUCCCAAGCAUGGACAUUACUAGCUCAACAGAGAGCAAAACGGAUGAAGAAAUGAAUGAGACGACGCUGCUCGUGCACUCCAGCGAGGAUAUGGAGAUGGAGGAGAGCGGAAGGAGCGCCACUCCUGUGAAUUCAGAGCAGCCGGAUCUCCUGGUCGCUGCACUUCAGAUGCAGGAGCCGGAAUCAGUCUGGCAGGGAGAGUCGGCGGAGGAGCAGGAGGCUGACAAUGAGCCAAAGGUCGAUUAUACAAUGGAGGAUAUGCAAAAGAUCAUUAAUGAGCUCAAUAGCCGGCUGGAGAAGAGAGAAACCCAACUGUUAUCAGUCAGCAAGGAAAAGGCACUUUUAGACGAGACUCUCGACAACAUCCGAGAUGAACUCGUUAGAGUCAAGGAGGAAAGCAGCAGCGUGUCAUUGCUGAAAGACGAGUUCACACAUCGGAUAGCGGAAGCGGAGAGAAGGGCGCAGCUGGCAUGUAAAGAGAGAGACGCCACCAAAAAGGAUAUUAAAGCCUUGAAAGAGGAGCUGGCUACUAGACUCAAGUCCAGCGAGACAGCUGAGAUAAUGAGGGAAAAGGAUGAGCAAAUUAAAGGGCUCCUGGAGGAAGGAGAAAAACUUUCCAAACAACAACUUCACAACUCGAAUAUCAUCAAGAAGCUGCGAACCAAGGAGAAGGAGCACGAACUCACGAUCAAUAAGCAGACCAAGAAGAUCCGAGAGCUGGAGGAGGAAGUGCAGUUGUUAAAGCAGACUUUAGAUGGGAAGGAAGAGGUUGAGAAGCAGCAUCGUGAAAGCAUCAGAAAACUUAACAGUGUGGUUGAAAGACAAGAGAAGGAUGUGGGAAGACUACAGACGGAGCUGGACGAGAUCCAAGAAAAGAAUCGCAGUGUCCAGGCGGCUCUGGAUAGCUCCUACAGAGAGCUCGCAGAACUACACAGGGCAAAUGCCACUAAAGCCAGUGAAGCCCAGGAGGUGGCACUAAGCUGUGAAAUCAGAGCAAAAGAAGAGAUGUGUUUAGCGCUGGAGAAAGCAAAGGAAGAGUCUCAAAAACAGCAGGAGGCCUUGGCCAUUCAGGUGGCGGAUUUGAGGCUGGCGCUGCAGAGGGCAGAGCAGCAAGCUGCAAGGAAGGAGGAUUAUUUGCGGCAAGAAAUUGCUGAGUUACAACAGAGACUCCAAGAAGGCGAAUCUCGGAAUCAGGAACUAAGCCAAAGCGUCACUUCAGCGACUCGACCCUUACUUCGCCAAAUUGAGAAUCUCCAAGCAACAUUAGCGGCUCAGACUGCAUCCUGGGAGAAGUUGGAGAAGAAUCUUUCUGAUCGACUCACUGAAUCACAGACCUGGUUGGCAUCGGCAGUAGAGAAAGAAAGAGCCGCAACGGAGGAGCUUCUGUCUGUGAAAACUCAAAUCUCCGCCAUGGAGUCUCAGAAUAGCCUCCUCCGCCAAGAGAAGAGCCGUUUCCAAGCUCAGCUUGAGGUGGAGAAGUCCAGGUUAUCAAAUAUGGAAGAAGAACACAGCAGAAAUCAAGUGGAACUAGAGAAUUUGAAGAUGGAACACAAGAAAAUGGUUGACGAUGCUAAAAGAGAAAAGGCGCUGCUAAGCAGCCAACUAGAGAUGGAGAAGAUGAGAGUGGAACAGGAGAAAAAGAAGGUCCUGCUGGUCCAAGAGGCUGCCAAAGAGAAGGAGCGUAAAUCUUACGGAUUUCCCACUCCUGAGACUGGUGCCACCACUCCGACAUUGUCACGAUCCAGUUCUAUUAGUGGAGCAGAUUUGACAGGUUUACAGACAUCUCUGUUAUCACAGGAUUCCCAUGAUCCGCUUUACGGCCCAAUGACCAUGUCUGUCAGCAGCAGCAACCUGUACGAUGCUGUAAGGAUGGGAGCCGGCUCCAGUGUCAUUGAAAAUUUACAGUCCCAGUUAAAGUUGAGAGAAGGGGAAAUUGCCCAAUUGCAGCUUGAAAUUGGGAACCUGGAAAAAACUCGCUCCAUCCUUGCCGAAGAAGUCGUCAGAUUAAAUAAUCUCAACGACGAACUGGAAGAGAAGGUGAAGGAGAUCCCGAAACUGCACCUUCAGAUGAGGGAUUUGGACCAGCGAUACAACACCAUCCUGCAGAUGUACGGCGAGAAAGCCGAGGAGGCCGAAGAGCUGCGCCUAGACCUGGAGGACGUCAAAAACAUGUACAAGGCUCAAAUAGACGAACUAUUAAAGCAAAGACUCAACUAGUUUAUUAGAAGGAACUCCAGACGAUGAACACGUUUUAAUUAGAAAGUUGCUCCCCUUGUAAAUGUCCACAUCCUCUGUAUAAACGACGCGUGUACAUUCGGAGAUGAUUUUUAUUUGCCGCAUGUCGAUGGCAUUCUCAUUCCCCCCCACCCCCCCCACCCCCUCUUAAAUUAUUUUGUGUAGUAUGUAAAUGUACUCGGGAUCUAAAUUAAGACAUUUUUAAGGUUCCUUAAAUACAAAAUCAGUUCUGCGUAUUUGGGCCGCAUCUUGUUUCUUAGAUGAAUAUUCGUUCGAAGGUUGCUGAUCGGUGUCCAAGUCUAUGCGACGCUGAGGCCUGAAACGACGUAAUGUGCAGCGCAGACGUAAGAGACAAAACACACAAUGAACGGCAGCAGCGACGCAGUACGUACAGGUCCUUGAGUUGUCCGCUUCUGUUAAAGGGACGAUCCACCUUUUAUUGCUCCAUUGAAUCUAAAAUAAGAAAUGACGCAACUGUGGUCGUGGUCUUGUGUGAUAACGGCUCCUGUGCAGAUCAGUGUGUCUCCAUGGUAACAGACUACAAACAAACCCCGUGUUGUCUGAUCCUGGAGCUUCACGGCCAUCUGUUUGUGCUAUUCUGGAUGUAGGAAAGGAAGUUUGACUCCAGGGUCAGACCGUACCAGGGGUUCACAUCCCACGGCCAACAAUGCCUUUCUGUCUUGCCGUCAACCAUCUGGAGUACAAACUGGGGAUAGGGGAUCAUUUCAACCAACCGGAAUACCCCUUUAAGGGUUGUCACCCAGUAUUCAUAGACUCAGUGGGUGGUCUACAGUCAUGCAGUCUCACUUCUGUCAUAUUAAUGGUGGGUGACAACCUUGUUGGACAUAUGAUGUUGUCUAAAUUGGUUGUCACCCAUCUCUCCCAGGAGCAGAUGAAAUAGGUGAAUCUCAACAAUAACAUUUCAUGACUUUCAGCUGAAACAGUAAAAAAAAUAUAUCAAUAUAUAUUUUAGAGUUUGCACCUUUGCACUUUAAUAGGGUUCCCUGCUUCGGGCAAUCUCUGCCUCUUAGAAGGGUCCCCCCAUAAAUAGUAUUUGCUGACAGCAUCUUCUAGUAUCAUUAGAAACCCUGCAGAAGAAGAAGGAAAUUUUUCAAACAUCUUGGUAAUAAAAGAAAUGACGGAAACCCUCCGUGUCCAAGCUGGUGGUGCCCCCCCCCCCCAGCAGUGGCGAUUGUUGUUUUACGUAGAAGCCAUAUUUGCCACAUCUGCUUCAUUAAGAUGAGAUAUGCCAUAUCUUACUGAUCUGCAGCGCUCUGAUUGCUGUCACUUACACUGAUCUCUGAGGUCACGGCCGCAUGUAGCGGGUCCACAGCAGCCAAAUGGGGCUGAUAUAUAUACUGUAAAUGCUGUGGAUUUUCUGCUGCGGAUCAACCGCCGUACUCAGAGGGACCCUGCUGUCAGGUUGUGAUUGAUGCUGUGCUUUACUAGGGCGUUCUGGUCAGGGCCCCAUAGGUCAGACCCCUACAAGUCUGUAAUUUACUGCCUAUCCUCCUGAUACCGUAGUGAUGCCUAGUCUAACUGCGGUACGGGUUUCCUGACGCACGCCCCCUGCAUGUGCCCAGCUUCCCUUCCCUCACCAAAAAGGAAGGUAUCCCCAGUCUAUUGUCUUUAUUAUCACCCCCCUAUAUUUGCAAACAGCGAGUCCGCAAUAUACAGACACCAUUCACUUGAAUAGGUCCGCAAUCCGGAAGAUAGAGUGGAGUGCUUCAGUGGCAUUUCAGUCCGUGCCUCCGCACCGCAAAAAAAAUAGAACACACUCCAUUUCUUUGGGGUGCAGACGGAUAAUGGACCCAUUCAAGUUCAUCCGUCAGCGCAAGACACAUAGACUGUGCCCGUGCGUUAGGGACUGCAAGAUGCGGCAUGGGCUGUGCAUGAGCCCUUAUACAGGAAUGCUGAGUGCAGCUACGCGUAUUAGACUGUAAUCAUUAGAUGAUCCUCUAGAAACCGACUGUUAUGGGGAAUAAUGAACACUAAUUGAUAGGACGAGGCUGGCACCAUUACUGUAUGCAUAGUGAUAUCCUGGCAGAAAUGGAGGCUGAGGAUCCAUUAACUGAAUUUACGUGAUCGUUCUGCAGGACGGAAUCGAUCACUAGCUAAAGGAUAGAUAAUUCCAAUCAAGAUCUUCAGCUAGAUCCAUGGAGGAAGAUCACACUGUCGAACCGUGUGAUCCCUCAGCACCACUGACGUCCACAGCCCUUGGUUCCCUGGAUGCAGGCUCAGGCUUAUUUCCAUCAAGCGAUACGGAUUUUGCCAGGAUCUGUUUAGGGAUAGUUUUUCAUGCAAAUUCAAUCAUUUUUUUCUGGGAUUGUGUUCAGCGUUUCUGUUUUUUUCCCAGCACUGAUGCAGUUUUUCAUGCUCAUGGAAAAAAACAGAAGAAUAACACUCAACGUCCCCUACGAACCCCCCUGCUUUUCUCUUCUUGACCCGCUGCAUGUCGUUUGUUUGUGCAGAUUUCAGAGGUCUGGGGCAAAACUAGAUCAAAUCCGCAACAAAAACCGCAAGUAACACAUGCAGGUUUUGGGGGGGAUUUGGUGCGGAAACACAGAAAUCUGCAUGAAAAUCUAUGUGGAAAAUCCACACAUUGCAAAGGGUGAAAUCUGUGGCAGAAAUCCGGAACGUCCAUUGACGUGCUGUGGAAUUAAAAUCCUCAAGUCAUGUGGAUUCCAUUGCAGGAAGCUUUCCGCAGCGUGGGCGACACUUUUUAAAAUCUCACCCGCUGUGACGCUGCGGAUUUUCCACAUGCAAAUCUGCUACAGAAAAUCUGCAUCCGCCAUGCGUGGACGCGCCCAUACUGAUAUCUCUGAGCAGUGUCAAAGGGGUUUGUUUGGGAAGUCUGAUGGGGGCACAGACGUCACCCGUGUGAUCUUCUUCCAUGUUCUUGUGACCUAUCAUUUUGACAGCUUUUUAAAUCCCAUCAGAAAUGUAUAGGUGGGGGGUCGCUAAAUGUACGCGGGGGCUGCGAUCAGCAUUCUCUUCCUUCUAGGGAUCGGUCCCACCACUUGCUGGUUUUCCAAUGUAAUUAAACACGGAAAUGACGUGUGAUUCAGGUUAUUACAGUCCGUGCCCUCGGCAUAUGAUGUAAAGAGAAGUCCUAUUAAAGCCGUCUGAUCACA
Bufo gargarizans (Asiatic toad) is the source of this 6562-nucleotide messenger RNA. It is a transcript of the gene TMF1, whose product is annotated as TATA element modulatory factor 1. The record is from RefSeq and is a predicted model, not a curated record. The coding region runs from base 135 to 3410 and encodes 1091 amino acids. The transcript has 17 exons. NCBI's taxonomy places the organism in Eukaryota, Metazoa, Chordata, Amphibia, Anura, Bufonidae. Gene Ontology annotation, cellular component: endoplasmic reticulum; Golgi apparatus.